Molecule: messenger RNA, 1731 nt
Organism: Pimephales promelas (fathead minnow)
Lineage: Eukaryota; Metazoa; Chordata; Actinopteri; Cypriniformes; Leuciscidae
Source: RefSeq, a predicted model, not a curated record
GCGAGUUGCCCCAUUGCCCCAAAAUGUAUGAAUCCCUGGUUCAGCCCGGGGUUCAGCAGGGUGCGGCACAGAAACACUCAGAGAGAAAAAAAGGACUUUAAUAACUCAACGGAUCAUCUACUAUCCAACACUCAUCUCUACAUCAACAUGAAGAGCGCACUUAUACAUGUUCUCUUCUUAUUAUGCGCGACCUGUGUGUUUGGUGAUGCAGAUAUAGUAGAAACAGUGUCAGCCAUUGAGGGAGAGUCUGUUACUUUACUUUCUAAUUUUACUAAAAUACAGAAGGAUGAUGAGAUAGAAUGGAGGUUAAAUGAAAAGCACAUUGCUGUAAUUAGUGGUGGCUCCAUCACUACUAAUGGGGCAUUCAGAGACGGACUGCAGCUGGACAAACAGACUGGAGAUCUCAAGAUCACAAACAUCAGAACCACAGACUCUGGAGAAUAUAAACUAAAUAUCAAAAACACCAGAGGGUCCUCAGUGCAGACAUUCAGUGUCAAGGUUGAGACUGAUCCUAGAUCUGAUGGAGUGACGGUGGUGUCAGUGACUGAGGGAGAUUCUGUUAUUCUACACCCUGAUACUGAAAUACUGAAAGAUGAUGAGAUACUGUGGAGGUUUAGAGAGAAAUAUGAUAUUGCUAAAAUCAAAAAAGAUGAAGACAUCAUCUCCACAUUUGAUGAUAUUGCUGAUGGGAUAUUCAGACACAGACUGCAUCUGAAUCAUCAGACUGGAAAUCUCAUUAUCAGUGACAUCACAUCCAAAACCUCUGGACUUUAUGAAGUUGAUAUCAAGAGGAGAAAACACAUCAUACAAAAGUCAUUCAAUGUGACUAUUACCGACAAACAGGACAUACUGUCAGUGAACGAGGGAGUUGAUGUCACUCUAGGAUCUGGUGUUACUGAACUACACAGAGAUGAUCGGGUACAAUGGAGAUUUGAGCAUGAAGUUGUAGCAAAAGUCAAUAAAACGGCUGGAAUCGUCAUCACAUUUGAUGAUGUUCUUGAUGGGAGAUUCAGAGGCAGACUGCAGCUGGAUAAUCAAACUGGAUCUCUGAUCAUCACACACACCAGAACCACAGACUCUGGACUCUAUUACCUUGAUAUCACCAGCGACAGACACGUCAUACUCAGGAAAUUCGUUCUUUCUGUCUGUGAUUCAUGUCGGUUUCCAGAUUAUGUAACAUUGAUAUGUCCUGCUUUUGGUGUUGCUGUUGGUAUUCUGCUGGUGGCUUGUGGUGUGAGUCACUGUCGCCGCAGGAGGUUUAAACAAGUUCCUCGCAGAGUCAUAAAAAGAAGCAGCAUAUAGAUGGAUCCAUUACAAGGAUGAGUUCUGUUCUUACAGGUGAAAUAUGGAGGUCACAUGAUCUGACAGGAUCCUUCGAGAUCAGAGUUAACACAGUAUUUCCAAUUUUAAUUAAAUAAAAUUGUUGGUUUGGUUGUUGGUUUGUAAUAUUAUGAUCUAAGAGUCAUGAAAUGUUGUGUGAAGAAAGUUACUGCAGAGAUACUGAUAUAUCCUCAGCUUAUAAACCUAAGUACAUUUAGCAGCACGCACUUUUAUUCAGAGAAGUUGUUAUAGUAAGUGCCUUUGGUGUUUAUUUUGAUUAAAAUUACGAGGGUGAAUGAAUUAAAAAAAUAUGCACAUGGAUAAAUCAUUGCAAUCACUGCAAUAUUCUAAAAAAAAAAAUCCUAAAUGUCCAUUUUGAUUUCAUGGUGACAAAAGUAAAAAAAAAAAAAA